AUGGAAGCCAUCAAAGUGUUGACCAUUAAUUGCGAGAGAGGUGUCAUCGAAACCAUACAGAAUUUCAAACAAUUAACAACUUUUCAAAUACAUUACUACUAUAACGAGUGCGAGCACUGGAAGUUUCCGCAGUCAACAGCUAUUGUGUUAUUUGACUCAAAUCAGCCAAACCUAACCCACAGGGAAACAAUUAAACUUCAACAAAAAGUUUACAUGUAUUUACUUCAACGAUAUCUGCAAAUGAAAUACCAGUCCAAGUGUGAGGCCGACUCCAAGUUCACAAAACUCAUGAAUAUUCUAACAUGUACUAAAGGGAGACAAAAAGAACUUAUUCUUGAUUUCUUGAGUGCCUUACCCUCUGAUGUCUGUCCACUUCUCAAUGAGAUCUAUGAUAGAACUCCUGUACAGACUUUACUAUUCAGUAAUUUGGAUUAAAAAUAGUAAUUAGCAC
This is a messenger RNA of Oppiella nova, 451 nucleotides long. NCBI's taxonomy places the organism in Eukaryota, Metazoa, Arthropoda, Arachnida, Sarcoptiformes, Oppiidae. The record is from the annotation of a GenBank genome assembly.